UAGAACAUAACCUAUAAACUUUAAAGUUUUACUUUAUUUAUUUAUGAAAAACUUAAUAAUAUUGAAUAAUUAUAUGUAAUGGAUGACUCAAGUACAAGUGAAAAAAGACCACAGUUUGGGAAUCGCAUCUUGGAGAAUGUUGACGAGGUCUUCAAACAUAACGCGUGGGACAAUGUCCAGUGGGAUGAGGAUCAGGAAAAAGCGGCCAAAGAGAAAGUGGAACUGAACUCUAAAGUGACAUUCUCUGAAGAUCGCCUAAAAGAUUUGGAUGUAAAUGCUGACAAACAUUGGGAUGCUUUCUAUGAUAUUCAUCAAAACAGAUUCUUCAAAGACCGCCACUGGCUAUUCACUGAGUUUCCUGAACUAGCCCCAGAUUAUACUGCAGCACCUCAAAGAGUUUAUGCAAAUGAUAACGAUAAUAAAAUUUCAGAGAUUGAUAAACCUGCUGUUCCAAAUACUGAUUCAAAAAGAUUAAUAUUUGAAAUUGGCUGUGGUGUAGGAAAUACAAUAUUCCCAAUUUUGCAAUACAGUACUGAUCCGAACUUAUUCAUUUAUGGGUGCGAUUUCUCAUCAAAAGCAAUUGAAAUAAUGCAGCAAAAUGAACUAUAUGACACCAAGAGAUGCAAUGUGUUUGUAUUGGAUGCAACUAGUAAGGAAUGGGAGGUGCCGUUUGAAGAAAACACAUUGGACAUUAUUGUCUUGAUAUUUGUACUAUCUGCCAUAGAUCCUUCAAAAAUGCAAAUUGUCAUCAACAACAUUUACAAAUACUUGAAACCUGGUGGUUUAGUUGUGUUUCGUGACUACGGCCAGUAUGACCUUGCACAGCUAAGAUUUAAGAAAGGACGCUGUAUAUCUGACAACUUCUAUGCCAGAGGAGACAACACUAAAGUGUACUUUUUUACUCAAGAGGAAGUGGCAAAAUUAUUUAAAGAUGCUGGGUUUCUGGAAGAACAAAACUUGAUUGACAGGAGACUCCAAGUGAAUAGAGGGAAGAUGUUGACCAUGUACAGAGUUUGGAUACAAGGAAAAUAUAGAAAACCGUUAUAGUUUACACAUAUUUCAUUAUAUUGGUAAGAUGUACAUAAUUUCAUUAAAACGUAUACAAAUUAAGAAUAAUUGAAA
Molecule: messenger RNA, 1122 nt
Organism: Ostrinia nubilalis (European corn borer)
Lineage: Eukaryota; Metazoa; Arthropoda; Insecta; Lepidoptera; Crambidae
Gene: Mettl2
Product: tRNA N(3)-methylcytidine methyltransferase Mettl2
Exons: 4
Coding region: 79-1047 (322 amino acids)
Molecular function (GO): tRNA (cytidine-N3)-methyltransferase activity
Source: RefSeq, a predicted model, not a curated record